AGGUUCAUCAUGUCAGGUGCCUUGGACAAGAAGGUCGCGCUGCUCGAAAAGACGCUGCUGGAAGAAAGGAAUCGACACUUGCAGCAGCUCAGGGAAAUCGCCUCUGCGGCUGGCUUGAGAGAAGCUCAAGCUGUGUCGAUCUUGGCUUCGUGCAGGCGCUCAGGAGUGCCCAGCAGCAUCGUUGCUCACAUCGGACCUGGGACCUCUCCUACUGACAGCGAGGGAAGCUCGAGCACCGCUCCCCCUCAAGGCGCACAGGAUCCCCCGCGAUCAAAGCUUGACAGGUGGAUCACGCGGACCAAGGUUAGCCCUGGCACCGGGUUGAGCCCCGACUGCUUCUCGCUCUCUCCCGAAAGUCUGCACAGUGAGAACAAGCUCGACCGAUGGUUAGCUCGACUGAGACGUGACCGUUGCCCCGAGGAGAACCGCAGCAGAAGCAAGCUUGACCGUUGGAUUGGAAGGACCCAACAGCGUGACCACGAAGCUGUAGGCACAGCUUGCCCAUCCGAGUCAUGGGAGCGAGAGCUUGUGAGCAUGAGCGAAGCCGCUCACGACAAAGAGGUGGAGAUAUUCAAGAGGAUCCAAGAAUCGUGGAAGUCCAUGGAUAAGGUGCUUGCCGUGUUCGAUGACCAGAACAAGGAAAGCGACGAGGAGAACUCUGGAAGUGAGAAGCAAGAUAAUGCAAAAGCUGUCUACUGCACUCGGUGUGGUGGGAACAUUCCUGAUUCACCCACGAGCCUUCAGAAGGAGUCCUCCAAUGAUUGGAAUAACAGCGCAGGACGAGAUGGCCGAGAGGGUACACAGAUGGGACUGAGGAUGGAAGAGAAGAGCAGAGGUCUGACAGUCACUCAUGUGGUUCCGGGAGGUCAAGCGGGUCAAGCAGGACUUGAGGUCAAGGAUGUCAUCCGUCAAGUCAACGGACGCAAAGUCUCCUCGCUCAAGGCCUUCGGCAGCGUCGUUCGUGACUCGCCAUGUGACGUCGUCUGCCUCGACUUGAUACGCGGGUCUGGAUCAAGCCACAAGCACCUCACCCUUUACUCUCGAAUCCGCCCGCAUGAUGAGUCGGCGACAGAGGACGAGAAGAAAAUAUCACAAGAGUCUUUGAAGGAGAUUUAUUGCUCCACACAGGGAUCAGAGAAGGUGGACCGAGAGAACAAGAACAAGAAAAUCUUCCUUGCACCCUCGAACACACAAGCCAAGUACAACAAAUACGGCAAAGACACGAAGCUUUGGAUCCCGGAGUCAGACGAGUCCUCCCCGGAUGUCCUUGCAGCCUCCUCCUCGUCUACCCGCACAGAGAUCGGGGGAUUCUUCAUGUUCCCUCCUGGUCACCCCGACUACGUUCCUCUGCCUCCAGGAGAAGCCGCUCUCAUUGCAGGCCGAGAGCACGUGCACCCGUCGGAGCGUCUGGCCCCUCACUGGUCGCACGUCACCUUCACCUCCCCCACCGGCGUGGAGAUCCGUGCGCAGGCUCGUCACGCUACCUACGGCACCAUCGAGCACAUCUCGGGCCCUCUAGUGCAUGCCGACCCCAUCACCGCCCAUCAGGAACUCUCCAAUGCGGAUCAGAUCAGGAACACAGUCGCCUACAUCAAGAGAGGAGGGGCUCCCUUCACCAAGAAGGCUCGUGUGGCUGUUGCCGCAGGCGCCGUCGCCUGCGUUGUCGCGAAUCAUGACCGAGAAACGUUUGGGAUGUCCUACACGGACGAUGGCAUGCCCUUCGAUGCGCUUAACAUCCCUUGCGUCAUGAUCUCAAGUGACGUGGCAAGCAAGCUUGAGGCCUUCGACUCCUGGACUGUCGUCCUGGAACCAGCAAAGCCUGAGCAGCAAGGGAGCAAACGACCCCCUCCCGCUCCUGCUGCGACGACUGCAAGCGCGACCAAGGGAGAGAGCAGCUCCUCUCCGAGUGGCCCGUCCACCGGAGGAGGAAGGAACUUGGAGACUCUGCCCGCUGACAUCGUGGGGGCCAAGUUGGGACAUCCAGGGAAGAAGCCAACCAUGUGGAAGAAGAUCAAACUGCUGCUGCCGUAGAUGAUCCCACGCUGGAGAUUGAAGUGUAAAUUUAACUUGUCGUUAGUGUUAUGAGUGAACUCGUAGUAUGCGAGU
Molecule: messenger RNA, 2106 nt
Organism: Guillardia theta CCMP2712
Lineage: Eukaryota; Cryptophyceae; Pyrenomonadales; Geminigeraceae
Exons: 9
Coding region: 10-2031 (673 amino acids)
Molecular function (GO): protein binding
Source: RefSeq, a predicted model, not a curated record